Lingula anatina is the source of this 2225-nucleotide messenger RNA. Its product is annotated as membrane-bound acylglycerophosphatidylinositol O-acyltransferase mboat7. Gene Ontology annotation, molecular function: lysophospholipid acyltransferase activity. Gene Ontology annotation, biological process: lipid modification; phosphatidylinositol biosynthetic process. Gene Ontology annotation, cellular component: mitochondria-associated endoplasmic reticulum membrane contact site; membrane. The record is from RefSeq and is a predicted model, not a curated record. NCBI's taxonomy places the organism in Eukaryota, Metazoa, Brachiopoda, Lingulata, Lingulida, Lingulidae.
AUGAAAGAAACAAUAUGUUUGGCCUGACCGCGGACGAUUUUAUCUAUGCGACUUUACUGAUUAUAUCUGUAUUUUGUGGAACUUUUAUUAAGCAGACAAAGGAUGCGAGACACAAACAGCUCCUCAGUAGUACGAUAGGGGCGGGGAUGGUUCUGGUUGUGUGUGGUUUUCAUUUAUUACACUCUUUUAUUACUGCUCUUGUCAAUGCCUUGCUUGUGUUGUGGAUCUCACCAAGGUAUUGCCACAUAGUAAGCUUUAUGUGGUGCUUUGGGUACCUUACCUUCUUUAGAACCACACAUUAUUUUGGACUUCCAAAGGUUCCUUCUCAUAGCAAUGCAGUGCAGCUGUUGCUUACUCUCAAGAUGGUUGGUUUGGCAUUUGAAUUACAUGACAGCUACAAAAGGCAGCAGAAAGCCAAGUCAGCAGAGGAUUGCCAACAAGAUGCUCAAAGACAGAACCUGGCACUGGAAGCAGAAUACAGAAACAUUAAUCCCAGCUUGAUGGACAUAAUGCUGUACAGUUACUGCUAUAUAGGUUUGCUCACAGGUCCAUACUUCAAAUACAGAACAUACCAUGACAUGCUGCAUAAUGAACACACAGCCAGUAUUCCAACAUGGCAGCCACUCCUAGAAAAGCUUAAAGUGCUUCCAGUCUGUGCUUUGUUGUUCAUUGUAACCUCAAUGGUAUAUCCCCUAGAGUAUGUGAAGACAGAAGAGUUUCACCAGCGCUUCUUCUUGUACAGGCUGUGGUAUAUGAUAGUGACGUUUUUUAUAUUCCGUAUGAGGAUAUAUUCUGCGUGGAUACUGUCAGAGAUGGUGUGUAUCACGUCUGCUCUAGGGGCUUACCCCAAGGACAGUCGACCAAAACGGGGCCAAGGACCAACCAACUUGGGGACUUUGAAGGACCUAGAAACCAGUGCAGAUGAAGUAGAGUAUGAUUUUGAAACCAUCCAUAAUAUAAGUCCGUCAGGCUGUGAGAUGUCAUCUACAGUGCGUGAAGGAAUGAAGAGUUGGAAUAUGUCUGUCCAGUUUUGGCUAGCACAUUUUGUGUACAGUAGGGUGCCUUUCAGAUCUAUCAGAACAUUUCUCACAAUGCUGGUCAGUGCGUAUUGGCAUGGCAUCCAUCCUGGUUACUACCUGAGCUUUCUAUUGGUUCCAUUUGUCCUCAUGGCAGAGGACGCCAUGAUCAAGGCCUUUCGGGACAAUGCCUCCAACAAACAGCAACAAAUAUUUGACUGGUUCUGGUGGUUUUUCAAGCUAAGGUUCCUUGAGUACAUGUCCAUGGGUUUCCUGUUGCUAGGACUAUAUAGCACACUAGACUAUUGGAGCAGUAUCUAUUUCUUUGGCCAUGUCAUGACAGCAGUCUUUUAUGUCACAGGGUUAGUGUUUAUGAAAAGGAAAUCAUCUGGGAAAAAGAUGGAAUAAGAGCUUUAAACAGAUAUCUGUAAAAAAUAAUUCGUUUUGCUUUGGUAAGAUAACAGUAGGUCUACAUUUUAAGCCACCAGUGGAUUGGAAUGAUUUUUACAAAGGUAAUACCUUUUUUACUCUUAUUUUAAAAAUUUAAGUACGUGAGAGCUCUUUUUAUAAUCAUAUAGUACAUGUAGUAUUAAGAUGUUAAAGUCAUUGUCAGGCCAGGUGGAAAACAAAAAGUUUGUGAAAAUAGGCUCUUGCUCAUAUUUUACCUUAAUGAAAGAAUAUAUAUGAUAUUUUGUCCAAGAAUUCUGCUUAUUUUUUAAUGUUUAGAUGAACUAUAGGUGGUUUAUUUUCUUCCCAUCACUUCUCUUCCAAUUUAUGGAAUUGUUCAGUAUUGAUGUUAAAAAAUAUUGUAUAUAUAUUUAAAUUUAUUUUUCAUGUUGUUAUUUUAAUGAAUUCAUGUUUUUGUAUACAAGACUAGUCAGGACAAUCAUGUUGUGUUUGAUAUAACCACAUAUAUAAUGGAUCCCUAUUGGGCUAUUGCAUGUGUCAACCAAAUAAUAAAAAUGAUGUGUAAUCACAGCUUGAGCUUCUUGGAACUGUCCACAUCUAAUCCACAUUUACUUUUAUCCGUAUUUUGGAAAGUUUCUUGUAAAGAUCUCUUAUUAGGAAUGCAUGCACUGACAAGCAAAAGACUUUCUAACUAGAAGGAAAUUGUAAGCACAUUAGAGAAUACCAAUGAAUUCCUCAAACUGCUCUGUUAUCUUAUAUGUACAUCUUUUAUGUUCAAAUAAAUUAGCUACAAUGUGUAAG